Rotaria sp. Silwood1 is the source of this 462-nucleotide messenger RNA. The record is from the annotation of a GenBank genome assembly. Lineage: Eukaryota; Metazoa; Rotifera; Eurotatoria; Philodinida; Philodinidae.
AUGUGGGAUUUGAUCGUUCAUCAAUUUUUGCCCACUGUGAUUAUUGUAUUCUUUAGCGUGGCACUUCUUAUUCGUACCAUAUUACAGAAAAAUCAUUUACGUCAAGGAGUUCAAUGGCGAAAACAUAAAAAGAUGAUCAUUCAAUUGUUGUCCAUCUCAGCUGUCUAUAUCAUCUUCAAUGUACCAUGGGUUUUAGUCAUUUUUGCUCAUCAAUAUGGUUUACCGGAUAAUAUUGCAAAAGUCGCUUUGAUUUAUACAGGAUUUCUUUAUUAUUUUGUUAUAUUGUUGUUUCCAUGUGUCUGUUGUUUAUCAUUAUCUGAAUUGCGAUCUAAAGUCAAAGAGAAACUUUUAUUCUGGCAACAAGCACGAAAAGUUGGUCCAACAACAUUACCUAUGAUACGACCACGAACUGAUGGAACAAAGAUGAAUCAAAUUACAAAUCGAAUUUUACGACAUUUCUGA